UCCGUUUCCAAUAAUUGUUGCUGCCGAUGCAGGCUUGGCUUGCAAUUGAGUCCACCAAUAACGAAGGAGAGCAAGGAAGCAGGAAGAAGCGGAAAGCCAUCCAUCCGCCCCCCCAUCAAUGGCAAUCAAACCUGAGACUCGCCUGUGCGCCGUCACCUUCUUUGCGAAACUGCAUCCGGGCGAUGUCUGCGGCAGUAAUGGCUUGCCGCUCACCCCAAACUCGAUAGCGAUUCUGGGGCGUGCCCAGCGGCUGAAGGAGUUGCAGGAUGAGCACCUGUGCCAGUAUCUAGAUGUUAUUCGCGGCAAGCAUGAACGAACCAUUGUCGUAUCGGAGUACGUGGGCUGCUCCCUGGAAGAGCAUGUGAAGCGACACCCCCCGCUCAGUCUCGCACAAAUCUUGCGCAUCUUUUACCAGGUGGCCUGCGGCAUCAAUGUCCUCAGCCAGCAUCAUCUGGUGGCCCACAACCUGGAGCCAAAGAACAUUCUGAUCGCACCGGACGGACGACUGAAGCUCUUCAACUACGGCCUCUAUUUCAUGACCAAGGGCGGUGCCUAUGUGCCGUUUCCCGUGGGCAACAUCCGCUACAUGGCACCGGAACGACUGCUCGGCCUCAAUGGGAACGUCAAGAGCGAUGUGUGGGCCCUGGCCAUGCUUGUGGCGGAGCUGGUGCUGGGGCUGCAGCUCUGGCCAAAGCUGAAAAUCUCGAAUGUAGUGAGGAAAGUACUCGCCUUCGCCAGGAGUAACAAUGUGCUGGAGAAGAUCGCCCGGGAGCAUCAGUGCUUCGAGGUCUACCAGAACAUGGAUGCAGGGCUGCGGCAGCUGCUGGAGAAAUGUCUCCACGCUAGUCCCGGCCAGCGACCACUGCCCAGGGAGCUGCUGGCCAAUAAAUGUUUCGCGGACAUCCUGCAGGCAGAGCAGGAACAAGAGAAGGCCAAAGAAGAUGAGUCGAAACAGCAGCUGGAGUCCCAUUUACCGCCUCUCCCGCUGCUCCUGCGGUGUCCGCUGUCGCAAAUCUAUCACCUCUGGCAGCUGGCCGGUGGCGAUGUCCAGGCGGAGCUCAAAAAGGAAGGCCUCAUCCGCAGCGAGGCACCCAUCCUGGGCCUGCCGCAGAUCGUGCGUCUGAAUGGAGCCAGCGUCUGUCCGACUCGCAGCCAGUCGCACCUGAUGGACGAUCGCGUGGUGCCGCUCAAGCUGCAGGCCCUGCUACAGCGUCUCAGCCAGCUGCCGGCCUGUGUAUACUUCCCGCUUCUCCACUCGCCGCGCUUCACGUCCCAGCAUCAACAGUUUGUCCUCGAGCUGCAGCAGCUGCCGCUGGUCAUUAGAGAGCGCGACAUCGAGUACCAGUUCCAUCGCGUGCGUCUGUUCGCCCGCCUGCUGCAAGCCUAUCCCUACACGGCCGAGCUGCUGCAGCGGGAGGCGGCCAUCGAUAUUCCGCCGCUGCUGCGAGGUGCUGUCUGGGCUGCCCUGCUGGAGGUGGUGCCGAACAGCGGCUAUGGGAAGAUUGACAAGUUCACGCCAACGUCGACGGACAGGCAGAUCGAGGUAGACAUUCCGCGAUGCCACCAGUACGACGAGCUCUUGUCCUCGCCCGACGGCCACCGGAAGUUGAGGCGACUGCUCAAGGCCUGGGUGACGGCCCAUCCACAGUAUGUCUACUGGCAGGGCCUGGACUCGCUUACGGCACCCUUUCUCUAUCUGAACUUCAACAAUGAGGAGUUGGCCUUUCUGAGCCUCUUCCGAUUCAUACCGAAGUACUUGCACUGGUUCUUCCUCAAGGAUAACUCGGCCAUCAUCAAGGAGUAUCUGAGCAAGUUCUCGCAGCUAACAGCCUUCCACGAGCCGCUCCUCGCCCAGCAUUUAUCCAGCAUCAGUUUCAUUCCUGAGCUCUUUGCCAUUCCCUGGUUCCUGACCAUGUUCUCUCAUGUGUUUCCGCUGCACAAGAUCCUGCACUUGUGGGACAAGCUGAUGCUGGGCGACAGCUCGUAUCCGCUGUUCAUCGGCAUCGCCAUUCUGCGGCAACUGAGGAGUACACUGCUCGACUCGGGCUUCAACGAGUGCAUACUGCUCUUCUCCGAUCUGCCCGACAUCGUGAUGGAAACCUGUGUGAUUGAGUCGCAGAAGAUGUACGAGGCGACACCAAAGAGCAUUACGCAUCGCCAGCACGCCCUGCGCUCCCAGCCGCCCCAGUCUCUGGACAUCGGCCUGACUGAUGUGGAGCUGAAGCAUCUGCAGCUGGAGCAGUGUCCUCGCAUCAGUGCCAAAGAUGUGCAGCAUUUGCUGCUCCAUUCCCCCGACGAUUUGGCCCUCAUCGAUCUGCGGAGCGUGGUCGACUACGGACAUGUGCAUGUACCGCACAGCAUCAACAUACCGUUCGCGACGGUGCAGCUGGGCGAGCAGCGUCUGGAGGCGCUAAAUGUCCCACAUCUGGAGGCGCAGCUGCGGGGAAGGAUUGUGGUCUGUGUGAGCGUCAUUCAUCAGAAUGCAGUGGAGUUCUCGCACUUUCUGGUGGCCUGCGGCGUCCAACGCACUUGCAUUCUACACAAGGGAUUCAAUGUCCUGCACUCCAUCGAGCCGAAUAUACUCAUCUCGAAUUGAUCGAUCGAACGCCUAUAUGCAUCGUCCUCUCAUCGCUACACUUCCCGUUCGGCUAGCCUAAGCGCACGCACUGUACAAUAUUGAUAUUUUGUAAAAUGCUACAUAUAGUCCUUUUCGUAUGUUGAUGUAUUGUACCAUAUAUGUAUGUGUAGGUAAUAUUUAUAACCUUUGAACACGGUA
Drosophila persimilis is the source of this 2776-nucleotide messenger RNA. RefSeq names its product TBC domain-containing protein kinase-like protein. The coding region runs from base 119 to 2596 and encodes 825 amino acids. Gene Ontology annotation, molecular function: GTPase activator activity; protein kinase activity; ATP binding. Gene Ontology annotation, biological process: protein phosphorylation; activation of GTPase activity. NCBI's taxonomy places the organism in Eukaryota, Metazoa, Arthropoda, Insecta, Diptera, Drosophilidae. The record is from RefSeq and is a predicted model, not a curated record. The transcript has 6 exons.